Drosophila takahashii is the source of this 527-nucleotide messenger RNA. It is a transcript of the gene Obp19c, whose product is annotated as Odorant-binding protein 19c. Lineage: Eukaryota; Metazoa; Arthropoda; Insecta; Diptera; Drosophilidae. The record is from RefSeq and is a predicted model, not a curated record. Gene Ontology annotation, molecular function: odorant binding. Gene Ontology annotation, biological process: sensory perception of smell.
CGAAGAUGAAACCAUCCGCCAUUUUACUGAUAACCUCCGUCAUCCUGGGAGUUUUGCUGCAGAUGCACUGCAUCCAGGGCCAGAAACAGGCCUUUGAUAUCGCCAAGCUGCUGCCCAAGACCGGAACAGAGCCCAUUUGGACGGUGAUCGAUCGCAAUCUGCCGCAGGUGCAGGAGAUGAUCAACACGGCGAGGACGGAGUGCAUCCAGAAGCUCCAGCUGCCCAGGGAUCAGCGGCCCCUGAUGAAGGUGGCCAAUCCCAGCGAGAAGGAGAAGUGCCUUUCGGAGUGUGUGCUGAAGAAGAUCAAGCUGAUGGACGAGAACAACAAGCUGAACCUGAGCCAGGUGGAGAAGCUGACCAGCCUGGUGACCCAGGACAACAAGGUGGCCAUCGCCGUCAGCAGCAGCAUGGCCUCGGCCUGCAACCGGGGCAUCUCCUCCAGGAGCAACUCCUGCGAGGCAGCCCACCUGUUCAACCAGUGCAUCGGUCGCCAGUUGGAGCGGAGCAACGUGAAACUGGUGUGGUAA